Drosophila bipectinata is the source of this 4142-nucleotide messenger RNA. RefSeq lists its product as uncharacterized. NCBI's taxonomy places the organism in Eukaryota, Metazoa, Arthropoda, Insecta, Diptera, Drosophilidae. Gene Ontology annotation, molecular function: protein binding; serine-type endopeptidase activity. Gene Ontology annotation, biological process: proteolysis. The record is from RefSeq and is a predicted model, not a curated record.
GUUGGCUUCGUACGAGACGGUUACAACAACGGAUUCCGGAUCAUAAGAAAGAAAACUUGCGAGAUCUGAGAGACAACCAGAAAGUCGAGACGAGUUGAAAGAAAGGUGUGCUGCGCGAGUCUCGGUUUUUGUGGAAAAGCGAGCGGGAAAAAUCGUGUGUGUUCUGCAACACAGAGCGUGAAGUGUAUAGCUUUUUGUUUAUAUUUUUUUUUUUCUAUUAUUAUUUUGCCUUUUUUUUUUGUUGUUGUUUUUGGGUAAAAAAAAGAUGCGGAAAAUCUUAUCCGUGAAAAACGUAACAAUAAACAACGUUAACUUACCUAUCGAUUUCAAUCUAAAGAGUGCGCUGUGUGACACUUUUUCCUUCUAAGAAAAGAAAAAAAAAUAAUAAUAAUAAAAAAAAUUAUAAGAAGAAAAAAAAUUGUUUAAGAAAAACAGGUGGCAAGCUCACCUUGCACUCACCUGUCGUACGGAUCACCUGGCGGCGGUCAUGCUGCCUUAGUUACAACAGCAACUACAACAAAAAUAAAUAGAAAAAAAAAAGGAAAAUUAGAAAAAGAAUAUUUGAAAUUGUGAAAAAAAAUUCCCAGCAAUAUAUAGAGCUGGCGGAGAAGGAGGUGUAGCACCUGGAAGGCCUAAAGUGAAAAAAAAGCCAUAACCCAUCCAGGAUGUCGGACAUUUAUUAUUGCAGUAACAGCCAGAUGAAAAAAUCGCGGGAAGCGGAUAAGACAAAUGCAAAUGCCGCCAAUAUGGCGGCGGCGGAUAAAAAGAACAACAACAACAACUGCAGCAAUCGCAACAAAGAGAAGAGCAUCCAAACAAAUGGCGUCGCCAACAAAAAUUGGAAGGCCAUCGUCCAGAGUAAUCCCAAUCCCAAUGGCGGUGGUGUUGGUGUUGGUGGUGGAAUAGUGGGCGUGGGUACUACAGCUCAGCCACCAAAGGUCUUCCACAACACCCGAUGUACCCGUCAUCACAAGCCCCAUCACAAUCACAGUCACAGUCACAGUAAUGGAACGGGAACGGGUUCGGGAACGGGAGCACCAGUCACUGGUACGGGUGGAGCAGGUGUUGUCACCGGACUUGGCAACUCAUCCGGCAAUGGUAAUGGAAAUGGAGUAACUGCAUCCAAUAAUGGCGUCAAUCUGGAUGUGGUGCAGAGAGAAAGGGAACGAGACAGAGAAAGGGAGAGAGAUAGAGAUCGAGAAAGAGACAGGGAACGAGAUCAUCACCUUCAUAUGCAUAAUAAUCACAAUCACGGUGGUCUCCGACGGAAAUCGGAAUCCGUACUCUCCACUGACUCGGAUAUCCGGUUUACGCGCCGGAAACUGGGUGACGGGCAGAAGUGUGGAUGCGCCGUAAUAGCCGGCUUCCUUAUAGCCCUCCUCGUUGCCGGAGCAUUUGUCUAUGUGGGUUACACUUAUUUCCGACCGGAGCCUCUGCCGGAUCGGGUAUUCCGCGGCAAGUUCAUGGUCCUGAACGACAGGUGGAACAUGGAGCUGGCCAACCAGAACACGAUGCGUUUCCAGCACAAGGCCCGGGACUACCGGGAAAGGAUCAAUCUCACCCUCCGGCGAUCCGAUCUGCGAGAGGCCUACGAGGGCAGUGAGAUAUUGGCUCUAGAUGGGAGCGAGGAGAGCAACAACAUUGUGGUGCAUUUCAACAUGAUCUUUGACCCGUACGCUGGUUCGGUCAGUAGCGGUGACCUCUUGGCCCUGUUCCACGAGGAGAUGACCCAGCCGGAGCAGCACCGGCGUCACUUCGCCAACAUGACCGUGGACGUGGCCAGUCUGAGCAUCAAGGAGACCACCGGACUGCUCGAGGAGCCUGUGAUGUCCAGCUCACCCCUGGGCGGACAUGAUGAGACGACAGAGCCUGUGAUUACGACGACUCCAUCGCCACCACGACGCUGUUAUCCGCUGGAGCUCUCCUAUUGCCGCCAGUUGGGCUACAACAUCACCACAUAUCCGAAUCUGUUGGGGCACACCAGCUACGAGCAGCUGGCGGAGGAUGUGAUCCUGUUCCGGGAGCUGGUGGACGGGGAGUGCCAUCGGGAGGCGUACGAUUUCGUGUGCCGACUGCUCCAGCCUCCGUGCGACACCCAUGGCGUCAAUCUGCAGCCCACGCCGGGCCAGAUCUGUCGGGAGUACUGCGAGUCCUUUAUGGCCGGAUGCGGGAGUCGGUUGCCCACACGAUUCCGGCACUUCUUCGACUGUGAACGCUUCCCGGAGUCGACGGGCACCCAGUCGUGCCACCAGAAGCCGCACUGCGUCAGCGACAUGCAGUCCAAUGUCCAGAGUCCCCGGCUCUGCGACGGUUAUGCCGAUUGUCCGGAUCUGUCCGAUGAGCGGAGUUGCGCCUUCUGCUCCCCCAAUGCCCUCUACUGUGGGCGUGGCAGGGCGUGUGUGCCGCGAAAGGCGCGCUGCGACGGCAAGGCGGACUGUCCGGACGGAGCCGAUGAGAAGGAUUGCCUUUCCAUAGCUCCUUUGGCGGCGGAUCUGCUGCAUCCGGAACCCAUGGUGCCCUACCUCUCGCGCUUCCACUCCGCUGGCUAUGCCGUCUUCUCGGAGAAGGGUGUGGUGGGGAAGCUGUGCGCCGAGGGACUGGAGGGAGAUGCCAAGCUGGUGGUCCGCCAGACGGUCUCCGAGUCCUUGUGCAAGUCCUUGGGAUACGAGUCCGUGGAAAUCUUCGAUGUCCAAAAUGAUACGGAACAGUUGUCGGACUAUGUGCGCGUCCUGGAUCCUCAUGCCCCGGAGAUCAGCUUCAUUCGGACGCACUGCCCCCGCCGGCAGGUGCUCUAUGUGGGCUGCGGCGAGCUGCGGUGCGGCGUCCAGUCCGCCCUCUUCAACGCCAAGCAGCACCUCUCCCUGCCCAAGAUGUCCUCGCCCGGAGACUGGCCAUGGCUGGUGGCGCUCUUCCGCGAGGACAUCCACGUCUGUGACGGGACACUGAUCUCCCAGGACUGGGUCCUCACCACCGAGGGCUGUUUCCAGGGCCAGCCACGCGCCACCUGGAUGGCCAUUGUGGGGGCAGUGCGUCUCUCCGCCAAGGCGCCGUGGACGCAGAGGCGUCGCAUUAUCGGGAUGAUCAAGAGCCCCGUUGAGGGUUCGACGGCGGCACUGGUGCGUCUGGAGACGUCCGUCAACUACUCGGAUCAUGUGCGUCCCAUUUGCCUGCCGGAUGCACUGCAGCGGCGGAAACUACAACAGCCGCCGGCGCAGCGGAGAUCCCAUGUGGUCCCAGUGGCAGAGCGUCUGGAGGGACAGCCGGCGGAGGUCACGCGGAGUCGUCUCACGCCCGAGAAUCAGCAGUUCUUCUUGAUCCCGUCCAAGGAGCAGCUGGACAGUGCCACGGAAAACAGCAGCGACGAGGAGGAUUCCGAUCGGGAUCUGGAGGAGGAGAACUUUGGCGGGGAAGCGGCCGCCUCGUUUAUGCCCAAGGCGGAGGCCCUGCAUCAGGAACUGGACGCCUAUCCGCUGCCGGAUCAUGCUCCGCAGGUGAAUUACUAUGCGAGUGGAGGGGCGACGGUGACUGCUGCCGGCGCCACCUCGCCAGCCGCCAGGACGGCCACCAAGGCGCCCACUCUGGUAGCGGCGGCACAUCCGCCCGAGCAGAUCUGGACGAAUUGCAAUACCCUGGGCUGGUCCCGGCAGCGGGAUCACCUCCAGAGGGUCCAGCUCAAGAUCGGGGAUAUGGCGCCCUGCGAGAACGUCUCCAUUGCCACUGUGAACUCCAUGUGCAUGGAGGCCACCUAUCAGAAGUAUGACUGUACGCAGGAGGAGUACUCCGGAGCACCCGUCCAAUGCCUGAUCCCAGGCACCAAUCAGUGGGCCCUCAUCGGGGUAUCGUCGUGGAGGAUCGCGUGUGGACCGACGGGCGUGGAGAGGCCCAGGAUGUAUGACAAGAUUGCCUCGAAUGCCGCCUGGAUACGCGAGACGAUCAAUGCGGUGUAGUCGCCGGAAGAGUCCACAGGAUAUAUAUACAUAUGUAUAUGAUAGCAUUUUUGUGUAAAAAAAAAACGGAACCAAUCCUACAUGGGUAUUACGAUUGUAAAAAAAUAAUAUAUCGAGAGGAGGAGAUGGAUAACCACUUAAAAGCGUAACACUAACCUGUCCUAAAUGUUACUCGAUGCCCUAACUCCAAUCUAU